Messenger RNA from Halichondria panicea, 3082 nucleotides. RefSeq lists its product as uncharacterized. The transcript has 15 exons. The record is from RefSeq and is a predicted model, not a curated record. Bases 130 to 2823 code for a protein of 897 amino acids. NCBI's taxonomy places the organism in Eukaryota, Metazoa, Porifera, Demospongiae, Suberitida, Halichondriidae.
UGUAUACCACACCUACCACAUCCAUUAUUAGGCCACCGCAGACAUAAUUGAUUAAACUGUUAUAUAUUUAGCACUAAAGUUUGAGGAUUCUAGACUUCUACUUCACACUUAAGUUUGCAGCCUGAAGCAAUGGGAUCUACUCAGAGCCACUGCAAUCAAUUAUUGAAGAGAAGGCGGAGAAGACAGUGUGGUAAAAGUUACCAUUUGGUUCCCGUUCAAGCAACUGACGAGGAAGAUGUGGGUCCAGAAAACAUUGUUAUUGGAAGUAAAGAAUCCCCUUUACUGGUGGCCACACAUACAGCCAUUCUGAUGGACCCAACUCUCAUUAAGAAGCGGCAUGCUGGAGAGAGUGACAUAAGAGAGAUCACUUCUACAGAUAUCCAAGAGGAGUGCCGUGGGGUGACUAACACUCUCAACAACAGCUCUGGAUUGUGCAACCCACAAACUGAAACUGAAGAUUUGUUAGACGAUGACGGAAGAAAAAAACAAUUUCAAGAGCAAAAUAUACUAGGCUUUAAAGUCGUCACAGACCUUCAAAGACCGUCAUCGCUCAUCUCUGAUGAUGUUGAGAUCACAAUUGUCGAGAAAAUGCCAGUAAAAGUGAUGAUAGUCGACCGGGAGGCUCCUAGCCAGAUCGUGCACAUGUCCAUUUCUAAGACUGUCAAGUUUAAAGGAGACAAUAAAAAAACCUCGAAGAGCGAUCUUCUCAAUGAGAUAAACAACGAAAGGACCACUAAAGUGCGGCUGAAGCAGCAGUUCAUCUCCUUUAAGGAGCAGCUUGACGAUAAACGAGAGUCCAAGGCUACGGAUGCGAAGCAGAAUGAAUCUUCGACCAAUUCUGUCGACCUCCCUGAGGACCCUGAGAACUUUCCUACUGAGUCUGGUGGCCCUCCUACAGACUCAGAGUGCCAUCCUACCGAGCUCCCUGCAGACCCCCCUACCGAGCCCAUUGACUUCUCUGCAGACCCCCCUACCGAGCCCAUUGACUUCUCUGCAGACCCCCCUACCGAGCCCAUUGACUUCUCUGCAGACCCCCCUACCGAGCCCAUUGACUUCUCUGCAGACCCCCCUACCGAGCCCAAUGACCUCCCUGCAAACCCCCCUACUGAGCCCAAUGACCUCCAUGCAGACCUUCCUACGGAGCCCAUUGACCCUACUGACUGUGUGUGGAAUAAGCAGCAAGACUCAGCUACAAACGACAAUUUGAGCGAAAGUUCUGGCAAUGCCGAUGAUAACCCAGCAGAAACUGAGCAUUUAAACGAGCCAACCAUCUCACAUGAUCCUCCUAGCACUCAAAGCUUCUCUGCCGGUGCUGGCUGUCCUCCUAAUGAGCAGGGAAACUCGAGCAAUCCUUCAUCGGAACAGGACACCUCGACAACAGACACUCCUAGCUACCCGUCUACUACCACCUCUAAGACUGACAAAUCCAGUGACAUCACAUCUGAUCAAACUGAAGAUCCACAAACCCCACAGACAUCACAUGAUCUCCCGUCUAAGGACAGUACCGCUAAGACGAAAGACUCAGCUCGUAAUCAGAACCAUAGAAAGAAAAGGACGAAAACUAAACAUCAAACUCCAUCUCAAGCACCCAGAAAGAGAUGUCGUUCUCGCAACAAAAGAAAUGCAAUCAAGAACCGCAAUCAGAAGAAAAAUGAAGGGAAAAACCCUUUCCCUACGCAACCACCUAACGAGGAUGUCACACGGAGACCCCAUGACACAGACAAGCAAUUAGUUCAUCAACAAAAACUCGAUUUGGGAAACACUCAAGCAGCUUCUCGAAAGAAUAAAAGGCGUCGACAACAUAGAAGAAGGCUAACAGCUACGCAAAGUGAAGAGGAGCCAUUGCCGAAUUCUGAUGAUUCUGAGUCCAAGAGGGAUGCCGAUGGCCAUGAGAGUACAGGCUCUGAGGUCAAGUUCAAGCGACCAAACGACAACAGAAGACACCGUACGAGAGCCCCACAAUCUGGUGAUGGAGGUGGUGCUCUGAGAGAUCCGGAGCAAAGUACAAACAGUAGUAACGAUUCAGUGUCUGAGGAUAAGUCCUGGACUAGGCCAACUCAAGAGUCUGACCCAUUUACUUCCAAAUCAGAUAUGGUCUACCAUCGUCCAAGGCCACCUCCAACCAGUGAAGGUCAACCGAAUUGUUACGUCCCCUCUCAUAAACCACCUCAACCGGAGGAGAUGGCCUCUUGUGUGCAAGUGUUUGCAGAGCCAUUGCAUGAUCCAACCACAGGCCAGUUAUUGCCUGCAACAAGCCAUUGUUCUCAGUUGGUGUUCCCUACUCCAUCAGCUCGUGUGCCUGUCUCUCUGCAAUCAGUACUCCUUUACUGGUUUGUUAUCAUCGUCAUCAGAGGAACAGGUAGCGGGAUUACGCUGAGAGAUGCUAUCAGUGGAUGGGUGGAGACAAGAGAACCUAACCAACUGCGACGACUAAUUGUCGCUCUUAUCCGAUUUGUGAUGAUGUGGGGGAGGGGCAUAAGAAGCCUCGAUGUCGUCACUGUACAGGGAGAGGGUGUGGUAAACGUGGCCGAGUCUGGUCUGGUAGAAGUUGCCAGUUCUGAUUGGGAAAGUGAGCAGCUGCUUCUUCUGGCUAGCAUCGUCGAGGAGUUCUUGAGCCUGUGGGAAAUACAAUCAGUUGCUGGACACCCUAGUGACAUCAACCCCCUGCGGUUGUUUGUGGCGUGGGUUAGACAGUUUGAGAGUGGACGAGUUCGGGUAGUGACCACUCCACUGGUAGAUGCCCUCCACCAGCUGGGAGAGAGAAGCCUGAGGCAACGUUCUCCGUUUGUUGUUGAAGAUGUAAGUGAUGAUGAUGCAGACUAAAACAAAACUGAAAUUAAAGACAUAUAAUUAUGAGUGACUACAUUUUUUGCUUUUCUGUAAUGAUUAGAUGAUAGUUAAUGUUCAUGUAAUAAUGAUUAUGCCGCUCGUAUCUUUAGAUUCCAUUCAGGAGAUAUUGUGACGUUCUUGUCUCUUUUUAGUUUUUGUAUUUCUCUCUUGAGGUCAUCCGCAGCAUCUCUGUCAAACCCACUUCCAUACAUAAUUUCUUUGAGAGUGAGGUUCUGAACAAGUGCUCUUGCUA